This is a messenger RNA of Mesocricetus auratus (golden hamster), 4421 nucleotides long. RefSeq names its product ring finger protein 157 (gene Rnf157). Gene Ontology annotation, cellular component: cytoplasm. Gene Ontology annotation, biological process: protein ubiquitination. The record is from RefSeq and is a predicted model, not a curated record. Gene Ontology annotation, molecular function: ubiquitin protein ligase activity. Bases 154 to 2115 code for a protein of 653 amino acids. Lineage: Eukaryota; Metazoa; Chordata; Mammalia; Rodentia; Cricetidae. The transcript has 20 exons.
GGUGCGCGCCCCGCGGGCCGCUCCCCGCCGCCUCAGCCGCAGCGCUUCAGGCGAGCGGGCCGCCGACCCCCGCAUCGGGCGUGCGGCCGGCCGGCCGGCGCGCUGAGGCGCGGAGAGCGCAGCCCGGCGACGCCGCGGUGGGUCGCAGCGGCCAUGGGGGCCCUAACGAGCCGGCAGCACGCGGGCGUGGAGGAGGUGGACGUCCCGUCCAAUUCCGUGUACCGCUACCCGCCCAAGUCCGGCAGCUAUUUCGCCAGCCACUUCAUCAUGGGAGGAGAGAAGUUUGACUCCACGCAUCCGGAAGGGUACCUGUUUGGAGAGAACAGCGACCUGAACUUCCUGGGGAACAGGCCAGUGGCGUUUCCUUACGCUGCCCCUCCUCCCCAAGAACCUGUGAAGACCCUGAGAAGCCUGAUCAACAUCCGGAAGGACACGCUGAGGCUUGUCAAAUGUGCUGAGGAGGUGAAGAGCCAUGGAGAAGAGGCGGGCAAGGCCAAGGUCUACUACAAUGUCGAGUUCACCUUUGACACAGAUGCCCGGGUAGCCAUCACCAUCUACUAUCAGGCCACUGAGGAAUUCCAAAAUGGGAUUGCCAGCUACAUUCCGAAAGACAACAGCCUGCAGUCAGAGACCGUGCACUACAAGCGAGGAGUAUGCCAGCAGUUCUGCCUGCCCUCCCACACUGUGGACCCCUCAGAGUGGGCAGAGGAGGAGCUUGGCUUUGAUCUGGACCGGGAGGUUUACCCUCUGGUGGUCCACGCCGUGGUGGAUGAAGGGGAUGAGUAUUUUGGCCACUGCCAUGUGCUUUUGGGCACGUUUGAGAAGCACACGGACGGGACCUUCUGUGCUAAGCCCCUCAAGCAGAAGCAAGUGGUAGAUGGGGUCAGCUACCUUCUUCAGGAGAUCUAUGGGAUCGAAAACAAGUAUAACACACAGGAUUCUAAGGUGGCUGAGGAUGAAGUGAGUGACAACAGUGCCGAGUGUGUGGUGUGUCUCUCCGAUGUCCGAGAUACCUUGAUCCUGCCCUGCCGUCACCUCUGCCUCUGUAACACCUGUGCAGACACCUUGCGCUACCAGGCCAACAACUGCCCCAUCUGCAGACUGCCUUUCCGGGCACUGCUUCAGAUCCGAGCCAUGAGGAAGAAACUGGGCCCUUUGUCUCCAACCAGCUUUAACCCCAUCAUCUCAUCCCAGACAUCAGACUCUGAAGAGCAUUCAUCAUCAGAGAAUAUUCCACCAGGCUACGAAGUGGUGUCUCUCCUGGAGGCCCUCAAUGGGCCCCUCACCCCAUCCCCAGCUGUCCCUCCACUUCAUGUUCUUGGAGAUGGCCACCUCUCAGGAAUGCUGCCAUCAUACGGCAGCGAUGGCCACCUGCCCCCCAUCCGGACGCUGUCCCCCCUUGACCGCCUGUCUGAUUGCAGCAACCAAGGACUCAAACUCAAAAAGAGUCUGUCCAAAUCUGUUUCCCAGAAUUCUUCUGUGCUACAUGAAGAGGAAGAUGAGCGCUCUUGCAGUGAGUCUGAGACCCAGCUCUCUCAGAGACUGUCAACUCAGCAUCCUGAAGAGGGACGUGACAUGACUCCAGAGAGUGAGAACCUCACCCUGUCAUCUUCAGGGGCUGCUGACCAGUCGUCUUGCACAGGGACUCCGCUUUCCUCCACCAUCUCCUCCCCAGAAGACCCUGCUAGCAGCAGCCUGGCGCAGUCAGUCAUGUCCAUGGCAUCCUCCCAGAUCAGCACUGACACAGUGUCCUCCAUGUCUGGCUCCUACAUUGCCCCUGGCACAGAAGAAGAGGGAGAGGCCCUGCCCUCCCCGCUAGCUGCUAGCAGGGCUCCCUCAGAAGGAGAGGGGACACCAGCGGAGUCCCCUGACAGCAAUUUUGCUGGCCUUCCAGCUGGAGAACAGGACGCAGAGGGAAAUGAUAUCACAGAGGAAGAGGAUAGAUCGCCUGUGCAAGAAGAUGGCCAGAGGACAUGCGCAUUUCUAGGCAUGGAGUGUGACAAUAACAAUGACUUUGACAUCGCAAGCGUGAAAGCACUGGACAAUAAGCUGUGCUCUGAGGUCUGCUUACCCGCCGCAGCUCCGGAGUCCUGCCCCAUAGACAUUGAGGAAUAGGUGCCUGGCAGCAUGAUGAUAACAUAGUCAACCGUCACAGUCCCCGGUGCCAGCACUCAUCGUCUAGCAGCCUGGAGGACCCUGACGAGAACAGGCCUCGUGUAUGGGACCCUUUGGCCGUCUGAGGGCACCUGCACCAGUGCCUGGGUCCCCUCCCGUCCUUGCAUUCCAUCCGUCACUGGACCGCAGCCCUUCUGGGCAUCUUCAACAAGACUUGUGGACUCUAUACUCACACGGAUGAGGAUGUGGAGUGCAGCCUCAUCUCCUGUAGCCAUGAUCCUUACCCUCUCAGAAAGAACCGGAAGCCUUCCUCCUUGUGGGCUGACGCUGUAGGUGAACUGUAACACAGCAGUCACGCCCAGUGCCAGUUGAGCUGAGGGCCAGGCCUGGUCGUUUCUUUAGCCUUUUCUCCACUCAGGAGAGAGACCAAGAGGACUUGGGGAGUUGGCAACUUUGUUACAGACAGGUUCUGGUCUCUGGCACCUCACUGAAGUGGUCAGGGUUAGCUCCAUGACCGAGGCCACCUGCACUAGGAGUUCCUUUCUCAAGUCUUUAGGAGAUGGUGACAGCCAGAUCUGGAGCAGAGCUGGCCUCCUGUGCCCCCAUUUAGGAUGGUCACCCUUGCAAGGCCUUGUCCUCCUCAGGUGCAGUCAGGAAGGCCUGCUGGGUCCCCCGUGUACAGUGCUAGGGGUGACCGUUACCGUAGCCCAUCUUCACUACCGCCAUUGAGAGGAGAUCUCAAACCCAACUACUCUUUCUCAAAAACCAGACUAAGAGCUGCAGAUCAAUGGUUCUCAAGCUGGUGCACAGGAACACCAAGGGAGUGUGGAGGCUCCAAGAGCAGCUGUAGGGUCGCCUGGGGACCAAGGGGUUCCAAGACUUCCCUACCCUAGUCCAUUCCUCCCCUGCCUUCAGAUGGGAUGGGCCAAAGGGACAGACCUCCAUGGGCUCGCCAGUGCUCAGAUGCCGUCCAGUCAUCCAAAGCCAUGGCCGCAAGCUAGCAGGAGACUGCUGGGUGCCCACCUUUUCCAUCUCAGUGAUUUCCCGUGGCUCUUCAAAGGUCUCCUGGCCUUUGAGCAAGGUAGUUGUUUAGUGUCACAUGACACGGCUGGGAGUCAAGAUUAGAAACAGUUACUUAUGAGGGUGAGAUAUGAGGAGCUUUAGACCUGGCAAGUGUGGACCUACAAAGCUUUCCCAAAAACCUCCAGUGCCCAGGAUCCUGGGGGUGGGGUGGGGUAGAGAGCUUGGCUUCAAACUUGCUGUGUAGCUGGGGAUGACCUUGAACUUGUGAUUUUCCUGCCUGAACUGCCCAAGCAUUGAGAUGACAGGCCUGCACCACUUCUACAGCUCUCCUUGUCCCUCUUGUGUGGCUGCAGAGCAGGAGUGUGGAAGCCGCACUUGGAGGCUGAGAUUCCGUAGUGCGCGGUUUCUGAACACCCUGUGGACGCUGCCCUUUCCUUCUCCAGCAUUCACACUCGAGGUCUACACCAGUAGAAGCUGAGCAAUAACCACACUUCCUCAAAGGAUGGCGCAAACGCAACAGGGAAGCUCCCUUAGCCUGGGUGGUGCACGCAGACCCAACCCCUCCCCUGGCAGGCAGGGGGUGAGCGGUAUUCACAGUGUGGUGUGGCCUGGGAGGAGGAGGGAGGUACUGAGAUGAAGGAAAUUCAGGCAAACAGUAGCCACAGUGGCCAGGAGCCCCUCCCCCACAGCAAGUGCCCAGCUGGCCUAAGCCCCAUAAUCCAGUACCGAGGCUAGAGCAGCCAUCACUCUGCCUUGCUCGGUCCUGCCCCUCACUCUGUGCUUUAGUUCCUGGCAAGCAGAAACAGCCCGUCCACACUCAGCCCACUCCAUCAUUUGGAAACAGUCCCCUUGCUAGGGUUGCCCAAGAGUAGAGCGGGCACCUUCUCCUGGAGGCUCACCACACCGCCGCUGCACUUUUCCAUGCUCUGGGUACUGUAGUCUCCGUUUCCUCAAAGAGCCUUUUACAUUACCUAAGUUACUGCCACCAGAGUUUCUACCCCCUGCAGCAUCUUCUGGACCCAGACACCAAGCCGUCUGUCUCACCGGGGUGCCAGUCCUGCCCACCUGGUGUUGGCAUGCCGGCUACUCACUGCUUUAGGUCUGCACACCUGGUGUGUGUGUGUGUGUGUGUGUGUGUGUGUGUGUGUGUGUGUGUGCAGCCUGUGUACCCUUCACACUCCCUGGAGUACACUUGUCGGCACACUACAGUGGGGACAUCAAGAUGCAAUAUUUAUGGAUUGCUGCAUGAUUCUCAAAAGUGAAUAAAGCUGUUUACAAGGGAA